This is a messenger RNA of Symphalangus syndactylus (siamang), 4004 nucleotides long. RefSeq names its product ATP binding cassette subfamily D member 3 (gene ABCD3). The record is from RefSeq and is a predicted model, not a curated record. Gene Ontology annotation, molecular function: ATP binding; ABC-type transporter activity; long-chain fatty acid transmembrane transporter activity. Gene Ontology annotation, biological process: very long-chain fatty acid catabolic process; peroxisome organization; long-chain fatty acid import into peroxisome. Lineage: Eukaryota; Metazoa; Chordata; Mammalia; Primates; Hylobatidae. Gene Ontology annotation, cellular component: peroxisome; peroxisomal membrane.
UAUAAUUCUCAAGGACAGCCAUAGUGGAAAGAAUGAAUCUGUCCCUGAAAUAGCAGUUGCAAAAGCAGAGGGGGGUAAACAGGGACUACGGGACACCCCAUAUGCAAUUGAAUCUAGCAUUAUUAACUUUAAAUUUUUUUGGCAUGCCUAAAGGCUAGAUGCUAUCAGCGACUGAACAGCAUCUACAGAAACCAGCUGCAAAGACAGAAGCAGAACAACUGGUUUGGUGGAGAGAUCUGAUAACAAAAAGUUGGGAAAUAGGUAAAAUAAUAACUUGGGGUAGAGGUUAUGCUUGUGUUUCUCCAGGACUGAAUCAACAGCUGAUUUGGAUACCAUUAAGACACCUGAAACCUUAUUAUGAGCCAGAUGCCAAGGAAGAGAUUCUGGGAGGAUGCCAAGGACCCCCUAGUUGCAGCCAUGUCGAGACUGACGCUGAGGAGGACCCCAACUGUCACGAGCAACACCCGUUGAACACAGCCACCUACUUUUGGACAGAUCAAGAAGCUGUCACAGAUGGCAGAAUAAAAACCUGAGGAAAGCAGGACAACCAGUCACAAUGAGUAAUUUGAUGGUAGCUAUGAUAGCAGUGAUUACCAUUGCCUAAGAAAAGUGGAAAACCACCGUUACAGAACAAUGAGAAAGAGGGGAAAAAGGAGCGAGCCGUGGUGGACAAGGUGUUUUUCUCAAGGCUCACACAGAUUCUGAAAAUCAUGGUCCCUAGAACAUUUUGUAAAGAGACAGGUUACUUGGUACUUAUUGCUGUUAUGCUGGUGUCUCGAACAUAUUGUGAUGUUUGGAUGAUUCAAAAUGGGACACUAAUUGAAAGUGGUAUCAUUGGUCGUAGCAGGAAAGAUUUCAAGAGAUACUUACUCAACUUCAUCGCUGCCAUGCCUCUUAUCUCUCUGGUUAAUAACUUCUUGAAGUAUGGGUUAAAUGAGCUUAAACUGUGCUUCCGAGUAAGGCUCACUAAAUACCUCUAUGAGGAGUAUCUUCAAGCUUUCACAUAUUAUAAAAUGGGAAAUCUGGACAACAGAAUAGCUAAUCCAGACCAGCUGCUUACACAAGAUGUAGAAAAAUUUUGUAACAGUGUAGUCGAUCUGUAUUCAAAUCUUAGUAAGCCAUUUUUAGACAUAGUUUUGUAUAUCUUUAAGUUAACGAGUGCAAUUGGAGCUCAGGGCCCAGCGAGCAUGAUGGCCUACUUAGUUGUUUCUGGGCUAUUCCUAACUCGACUUAGAAGACCCAUUGGUAAGAUGACAAUAACUGAGCAAAAAUAUGAAGGAGAAUAUAGAUAUGUUAAUUCUCGGCUCAUCACAAACAGUGAAGAAAUUGCCUUUUACAAUGGGAAUAAAAGAGAAAAGCAGACAGUCCACUCGGUCUUCCGAAAACUGGUGGAACACCUACAUAAUUUCAUUUUGUUUCGGUUUUCAAUGGGCUUCAUCGAUAGCAUUAUUGCCAAAUACCUUGCCACUGUGGUUGGUUACCUAGUUGUCAGUCGCCCUUUCUUAGAUUUGUCUCAUACUCGACAUCUCAAGAGUACACAUUCGGAACUUCUAGAGGAUUACUACCAAAGUGGAAGAAUGCUUUUGCGAAUGUCUCAAGCUCUGGGUCGAAUAGUUUUGGCUGGGCGUGAAAUGACUAGAUUGGCUGGUUUUACUGCUCGGAUUACAGAAUUAAUGCAAGUACUGAAGGAUUUAAAUCAUGGCAAAUAUGAGCGCACAAUGGUCUCACAGCAGGAAAAGGGUAUUGAAGGAGUACAAGUCAUUCCCUUGAUACCUGGUGCUGGAGAAAUCAUUAUUGCAGAUAACAUUAUAAAGUUUGAUCAUGUUCCUUUAGCAACGCCAAAUGGAGAUGUUUUGAUCCGAGACCUUAAUUUUGAAGUUCGAUCUGGGGCUAAUGUUCUAAUCUGUGGUCCAAAUGGCUGUGGAAAGAGUUCACUUUUCCGUGUUCUUGGCGAAUUAUGGCCUCUUUUUGGAGGACGUCUAACUAAACCCGAAAGAGGAAAAUUAUUUUAUGUUCCUCAGAGACCUUACAUGACCCUUGGAACACUUCGAGAUCAAGUGAUAUAUCCAGAUGGACGAGAAGAUCAGAAAAGGAAAGGAAUUUCUGACCUAAUACUGAAGGAAUACUUAGACAAUGUCCAGUUGGGUCAUAUCCUUGAACGUGAAGGAGGCUGGGACAGUGUUCAGGAUUGGAUGGAUGUACUCAGUGGUGGAGAAAAGCAAAGGAUGGCGAUGGCAAGAUUAUUUUAUCAUAAACCCCAGUUUGCCAUUUUGGAUGAAUGCACAAGUGCAGUUAGUGUCGAUGUGGAAGGCUACAUUUACAGUCAUUGUCGAAAGGUUGGCAUCACUCUCUUCACUGUGUCUCACAGGAAAUCUCUUUGGAAACAUCAUGAGUACUACCUGCAUAUGGAUGGCAGAGGCAACUAUGAAUUCAAACAGAUAACAGAAGAUACAGUUGAGUUUGGCUCUUAGAGAAAUCUGGAGAACUAUACCUGCUACAGUGAAAUAAUUACAGAAUACACUUAGAAAGGCAAAGUACAUUGUAAAAUAAAGUUGAGCUUGGUUUUUUUUUAAAAAAAAAAACAAACAGCAACAAAUUAACUAGAUAUAGAAUAAUGGAGAACAAGUUGUUAAAACAUUUAAUAUUAUAUAGGAUAUGCUAAUUGUGUAUAUGUUGGUUUAAUUAAUAAUAUGUACUAAGAAUGUCGUUAUUCUUGUGGUUAAAAACCUGCCUAAAUUAAAUUGGGCUUCAAUCACUGUAACCUGAUUCAUCCUGGGAUGUAAACCAUUCGAAGUCAGCUAAUUGGACUUUUAUGGCUCUAUCUUUUCCUUCAAUGAAGAACCCUAUUUAAAACUGGGUCAUCAUUUGUCCUGUUCUAGCAAGAUAGUCUUCAGUUUCAUUUUCCUGUGCCCUAUGGUAGUUGGAAACAAAUCAUAAUGUAUUAUUUAAAUGUAUAACAUCAUUGCAUAACAGCAUUUAUUAUACAGUGGCAGAUUUCUUUAGCUGCCACAGUAAUACUCAUUCCUUGUGUGUGUCUUGGAGUGCAUUUGACUCCAGGAAAAGCCAUUUUGAUUUUCCUUAACUAAAUGAUAAAUGUACCCCUCUCAGUCUGCAGUAUUGAGUUGUUUAAAGUAUAUGUGCAGUCUUGCUUACAAGGAGGGGUUACCAUGUAUCACACCUAAUCUUCCCAAUGUUUGGGAUAUUAAAACACAAAGUCCUUAACAUGCCAGGCUCAAGGUCUUAUGAGAGUUUUAGAUUUUUUAGAGAAUUAGACAAAUUUGUGUGUGUUAGAAGCCCAUUCAUUAGAAGUGUGGUGGUUAUUUGGUAUUAAACUCCAGAUGAGCCAUAGGAAAGCACUACAUGAAAUAAUGCACUGAGUAUGCAAUGCUAUCACUGUCUUUGGCUGUGAUUUUAUGUUUAAAAAGUAUGUUCUAAAAUUAUUAUAUAUACAUGGGUGAAUUAUGUUUCCGAGGCACUGUUUUAUCUCUGUGAAUCUGGAAUAACUUUUUUAUAUUUGGGUUAUUAUGUCAAACGAUCCUAAGAGAAGAUGGUUUCAGUUCAUUAAACCAUCAUUAAUGACUUUAUGUAUUAUUUGCACAGGGAGAAUUGAAACUGAGUAUAAUCAAUAAGCUAGAUAUGAAAUCAGUUUCUCAAACUGAGCUUCAGAAAGGGGCAUUUUAUACUCUUGUUUCUGCAUAACUGGUUUUGUUUUUUUGCAGAAUUAACUAUAACAAUCACUGGCUACCGAAGUAAACUGAUGUACUGAAUUCCAUAAUACAUAACAUUCAAUUUUUACCACUUCUGUUUAGCGAACUUGUAUACUUACUUAUUUUCUGUUCAGAUUAAAAAAAAAAAACUCAGCUAUCCUAUACAACCUUUGCUUGUUCUUUUUAUUCUGGUAUCUAAAUACUGAGAAGUUCAUUUAUAAUUCAGCCUUGACUUGAAAACAUACAUAGUUUAGUCUUGACUUGAGAACACAAAAAUAAAUUCAGAAAAUGCUUUUA